This is a messenger RNA of Spirometra erinaceieuropaei, 1998 nucleotides long. The record is from the annotation of a GenBank genome assembly. NCBI's taxonomy places the organism in Eukaryota, Metazoa, Platyhelminthes, Cestoda, Diphyllobothriidea, Diphyllobothriidae.
AUGCCCAAAUACAAGUAUUUUCAUGCUCGCUUGUUGGAAUGCUAUCGAUUUCUUGAGGGCGGAAAUGCAGCCCUUCUAAGGUCGGUUCAGAAAAACCAACAGGUUAACGAAACACCAAAGCAGAUCGAAGAACUUUUAGACGAGUUUGCCUUUAAGGUGGCCAGCAAGAAAGAUGCACACGAAAAACAGGCGAUUAGGGAGGCCAGCAUUGAAGGACGACAGGCCUUCAUGGCUAAACGAUGGAAGAGUCGUUAUUACAAUCUCCUGGAAAGCAGUGAUAUUUUAGGAAAAUUAAUGGCUGCCCAGAAGUUCCUCCAGGAAGAGGUGGGGGCAGAUCCGGAGAAAAAGGAGAAAUUGGACUGGAUUCUGGACGAAGUGAAAAGUCUUCUCCUCCCUUCUUCAGUUAAUCUCAAAGUCUCAGCCCACUCAGGCAGGGCUGUAGAAGACUUGAGUUGUGAUGAAUUGUCUAGCAGUGAUAUCAAAUACAGCGAUUAUGCAGCCAACGAUUUCGUUGUGCCCCUCUCUAGCAUCUUUCUUGUGGAUCUCCUGGCAAAUCAUCUGCUUUGUGAACAGAGGUUGAAACAACAGACAGACUCCAGGCCACAUUUGAUUCACAUGCUCCGACGGGAGAAGAGACGUCGAAAUUAUCAUAAGAAUCAGUGUAGCCGUCUGGAGGAUGAAGUCUUUCUCAUGGAGAAGUACCUGAAACAGUUGGAAAAACUAAAAAGUCGAUUGAUCACCGAUGGCGACAGAACCGCGUCGACGCUCCGGUCGGGCGGAGUGGAACCCAAGGCCUCUAGGGGAAAUGAUACUGCCGAGCAGACAGAGGAAGAAAUUACAGCUGAAAUUGACAUUCUGGAGAAGGAGAGUGCCCGCAUCGACGAGAAAAUUAAAGAGUUAGAGAGCGUUCUUAAGGAGGAGGAGACACAACGAAGAACAACACUGAAACGUCUUCAGGUUUUGACUGGAACAAUCUCCGUCUGUUGCAAGAUAGACGGUCACAUGCCCUCAUGUCUAGAGCAGAUGGGCAACGACAAGUUGCUUGUUCAUGUACCCAGCCCGCCAGCCCAAAUGCAGCUUACUUCACAGCAGUCCGAAGCUGCAACCGUAAUACAGUGCUUCAUCUUUGACGCAGUUUGCGGGCCUGGUAGUGGAAACUGCGAUGUAUUUAAAAACAUAGAGCUACUGGUCAGCAUGUCUCUCCACGGGCAGCCCGUGAGUGUGCUCGUAUGUGGACCAGAUGAGAGGGAGAACUCACGCAUGCUCUACGGGGCGACGGAGAAGGGGGGAGAGCCGGGUUUGGCACAUUUGUGUGUCAGUCAAGUUUUUGAGGCGUCUAGAAGAAAGAGUCGUUGGAAUUACACCUACAAUGCGUUUGCCUUGAUCUGUGGUGCCACUGAGGUAUACAACCUUCUGGCCGACCAUUCGCAAAGAACUCCGCUAAAUAUCAGUCCCGAUGAUAGCGAAUUCAUCCAGGCAGGUACGUUUUGCUUGCAGAUCGCAUCCCCUUCCGAAUUCGAUUCCAUGCUCAUCUGGCUAAAUGAAAAGGUGAGAUCCACCAGAUGUCCGCCUGGCCAUCUAUUCCUCAUCCUACGUAUCCAUUCCCAGCAUAUGGGUGAUCCAGAACGAUCAGUGACCUCGUGGUUAUAUCUUGCCGACUUAUCUAGCUGUCAGCAGCCGGAAUCAACGCAACCUUUCACGGACUCGGAAGGCAUUGAGCGUGCUUGUGGUCAAGCUGUGGGGAAGUUGAAUUCUCUAUUUGUCGCCUUGCGCUGGCGAAAGAGAGCCAAUUUCAAAGAAUGCCCACUAACUCAGUUGAUGCAGCCAAUGCUGACUGGAUUAAGCAGGUGUUUGAUAGUCCUGUCAGUGAGUUCAGAUCCGACCAACUUGCAGAAAACACUUGCCCAUCUGCACUUUGGAACGAACGCUGUUCAGGCUACGGUUGAGGCUAGUGAAUCUGGAAGAUGGAAGCCUGUCAGUCCUCUCAACAGUUGGUAG